UCAACUAUCCCUUUAAUGUGAAAUUUAAAUCGAUAUACAGUUUUUAAACUGUUAUCAAUUUCAUCUAAUUACUAGUGCAACCAACAACAAUGCUCAAAAUGGAUCAAAGUGUUAUUCACGAAGAUUUCGAUUUAGUGAUUUUAAAUGAAUGCAGUCAUGUUACCAAUAUAUUAAUAGAUAAAGGGAUAAGUGAAACGGAAAUUGACCAGAAGGUCAAAAUGUUUAGGGAAAUGCUCAUGAACUCUUUCGGAAACGCGACCGGAAGUGAGAAAGAAGUUGCUCAAAAAGACGGGACUUAUUUGGAGAGUGGGCGGGAGGAACGCGUCGAAUCCAAACAAAAACCAAAGAAAAAACAUUCCAAAAAGCUCCGCGAAAACAAACCUGUCAAUCAUUCCACUACGCCCACGCUCGAAAUAUCUAACCAUUUUGAUAACGCGCUAGAAGUCAUCAAAAAUGACGGCAAAGCCGUCAAGAAAUUCAAAGAAAUCCCCCUUACCCAGUGUAAGAUGGAUGCCAUUCUUCCACCAAAUCAACUCACAAAGAACACUGCUAUUGAAAACAAAGCAUCAAAAAAAAUCUUACAUUCUACGGCCCUUCAAAAUGGCCUUUCAAUUUCUACGGAAGAUUUGGGGCUAGUUGACCCCAGGUCUAGAAACGGGACCAAGAAAGGGUCACGAGAGAUCAGUACUACCACCGCGUUAGAUCAGAAGGUAGUAAUCAAACGCGAGAAGAAAACGCGCAAGCGCGCCUCUUCGACCGAGAUGAGUGAAGGUGCCGGUGUCGACGAUGUUGACAUUGACAUUGACACCCAGACAUUGCUCAAUGAUAAGGUAUCAUCAAACAGAGAUAGGAUCUACGAAAAACACGCCCAUAAAAGAAAAAAUUCCGCGAAGAACAAAGAGGCCUCUAAGAGCGUCUCGCGUACCUCGGAGAUAAUAAAACCCGCUAAGGAUAAAGUAGUAAAAGUUCUGACAGAGCAACCCGCACCCCAAGCCCGUAAAUCUUCGUCCUCUAAGAUUCACUCCUCUUCAAAAAAUGGUGGUAGUCAACUCUCCGAAGGCAAGAAUAUGCGGAAGCCAAUCAAAUCUGUUUAUCCGGAUGAUAGGGAGGCUCUCCGAAAUUUAUUCGUAGAUCUGUUGAUGGAAGGGCAAGCCUCGCCCACGCGCUUAAGUCCCAGUGAAAACAGCGACGAUGCUUCCACCGAAUCCGAGUCGGAAGAAAAAUCUUCCAGCGACGAGGCGGACGAAGAUGAUUCGGCGAAAGUUUCUUUACUCAAACAACUGAUGCUCUCCUUCGCCCAAUCCUCCUCCAAAAAAACUAAGAAACGCGAUAAAGAAAGCGGUAAGAAAUCUAAAGGGACAACCUCGGCGAUAACGUCCUCUCUGCCCGAAAGGCGAUCCAAACAUUCCAGGAAAAGACAAGAACGACCUUCAGACAUAGAAACGGUCUUGAAGGCUUAUUUAAACGAUAUCCAAAAGGCGGCCGAAACGAAGGACGGAAAGCCUAAAAGGGAUGAUCGCGACCAUAAAACUAGACGCGGAAAAAAAGGUAAGAAAAUUGUCAAGGACGCUAUCGACCACGACCAAACGAUGGUAUUGGAACAGCUCGAGGGAAAAGCUCCGACUCGUUCUUCAAAACCCGAAAAAUAUUCAAAAUCCGAUAAAGCGGAUUUGAAAAAACUCGGUUACGUUAAAAAAAAUCGACUUCGAGACGUUACGGAAAACGACGUCCCGGUAAGCUGGGAUAUGGAAGAAAACAACUAUGAUCAAGAUGAAGAAAAAGAGGAAAAUGAUUUGAGCCAAGAUGACUCUCCACUUAGCUCGAAGCGAGCGAAUGAGCAAAGUUCGGAACGCGACUUAAAAAGCGUGAAACGCGGCACGGAGGAAAGCGAAGAAGACGAGGACGAAGCCCCCAAAGAUGAAGAUACCCGCGGUAGUUGGACGAAAAUUCAGGAUAGCGAUAAGAUUGCUUAUCAAAGUAUCAAAGAAGGUACCUACGAUAAAAUGGCUAGCCAUGACGAACAGUCUUCGCCAUCCGGCGGUGACCCCUCGGAUCGCGAAAAUUACAAAAAUGGUGACGAUAAUGAUGCGACGAAUCACGAAAAUGGGUUUGAUAGCGAACCAGAACCCGGCCAUAACACCGAAACGCUCUCGACAUAUAACGACCGCGUCUUCCCUUCGCCCGAAAAACUCGUGGUCCCUAAGAAACGGCACGAUGAUUACAUUAAGCGUCGGCUGCUAGAGCUGCACGAGGAGCGGGAAGAACUGAAGGUGGCCAAAGACAGGGCCGCCAGGCGGGAAAGAAUAUUAGAGAGGCGCAUAGCGAUCGACAAGGAGAUCGCAAUAAAACAAAGAGAAAAGAGGAGGGCCAACGAAAAGAAAAGAUCCGAUGAUAGAGUGCAUAGGGGAAGUAGAAGUAGAGGGCACGGUGGCGCGUCUGGCCGAAGAAGUCCCCACGCGGAUAGGCGCAAAAGGGAGAGAUACGUCGAGAGGUCGAGGAGUCGCCGCAGUUCCAAUAGGAAAUUCAAGGGAAGAUCGAGAAAGAGCCCCGAUAAGGAUUCCGGCAGCAGCGGCAGUUCCAGCGAGAGUUCCAAAAAUUCGGGGAACGGGCGAGCAUCCAAAAGUUCUACCGGGGAAAGUAGUGCCAAAGGUAGCGGCUCCCCCAAAAAAUCCGUCACCAAUGGCAGCGGAGGGGAUUCUCCUGUCAUUGUUAACAACAAAUUGAACGCGCACCAGGAUUUUCGGCAUCGCCGGCGGGGUAGUCCCCACAGGGCUUCUUCCAAUUAUAAGAGGCCCGGAAAGAAGCGCGAGGGGACGGAUAAUUCUAUAGAUACUCAUAAAACCGGUUCGAUUAAAGACGGGUCCGAAAUCCGGGUUAUCCGUCAAGUUUCGAAGCUUGGUAAUAAAGCUAAAAAACCCCAAAAACGUUCUACAACCAUAGAUGAGAGCUAUUACAUCGAUCAGGACGAAAGUCAACACCGGAACGACGACAAGGAACCAGACACGGAAGAGGACGGUAAACUUAGGAAUCGAUCGCUAUCUAUCGACGCGUGGAAUUUUAACGGCGCGGCGUUAUCUAAUAAUGUUGCUCUGAAUGAUAAUCGCGAAUCCCUCAAUCCGGUAAACGACGUGAACGAUAUCGGGGGCAAGACUCCCAAACGCUCGCGGAAAAAGUCACCUUCGCGAAACGGGAAAGUGCCCGCCACCGGUGACGUAUUACUGGAAGAGGAGGUGUCCAAGGCAAAUGGAUUAUCUGAGAAGGUGAUUGUAAGUCCUGCCAAGUACCUUAAAUCCGCGAGAAAUCGUAAAGAUAAGCGUAAAUCGAGCAGAAAGGAAAAUGAAAAACCAGAUGUUAAAAAUGGAAUAGCCCCGGAGGAAAAUUUGGAAGAUUACGAAGAUACUCCCGAACACAACGACGCCUCCCUGCCCUUAACCUUUCGCUUCAAGCCUAUCACUUUUUCCAAAGACCGUUACAAAUCGCUUCCCAAAUCGCGCCGUCAAAAUAAACCGCCCGUGCUUACCCAAGCCGAAUUGGAAGAAAGGAAUUUGUUGAAGAAGGCCUUGCUCGAGCAAGCGCUCAAACACGCUACCGCGAAGGAUAGCGGCGAUGUUGGAAGGACUAGCCCCGCCGACAAAAUUGAGCCCGAUAUAACCGGUUCAAAUGUUAAUGAGGAAACGGUGGCCGAUGAAACGCCCGUCGAACAAGUCGGUCAAAUAUCCGAAACCCUAACCGGUUCCAACUUUGACAUAGACGAGAGACGCGAGUUGGCGCGUCUCAUUACGCUAAGAACGACCAUCUCAGCUGAUAUAAAAAUGAGUGAACGCGAAUCCGAGUCCUACGAAACACGUUCGCCUCCGUCUAGUAAGAUAACUUGCAAGCCGGAGCUUUUGGAUCGGGAGGAGGAAGAUUCUGAAAGCCAGCCCAAGGCUCUGUCUACAGAGGAUUUAAAUGAACAAGAAAAUAUUUUAGAAAAUGGCAAUCUAGACGAUCAGGCUGAUGACUGUUGUGUCUUGGAAAUUACCAAGGAAGAAGCUUCUACCAUUCUCGAAGAAAAAGAUUUGAGAUCACCUAGUUACGUUAUAGAUGACGACGCGGGGGCGGAAAAUGUCGAGAAAGAAGACGAAAAUUUCGAGAAAGAUGUCUCAGCAUCCCGGUCCAGAUCGCUAUCUAACUCAUCCACAAAAAGUUCAAAAUCUUCAGCUAGCUCCGAGCAGGAAAAGACGACGAGCGAAAAAUCGGACCGCGAUGUUUCUCGCUCUUCCGGCAGUUCGCGCCACAGCAAAACUCGUUCACCCAGUGCCUCUUCCGCGAGAAGCGAUUCCAGGAGUUACUAUUCUAGGAGUUCCUCCAAAUCAUCGAAAUACUCUGAUCGCCACGUUAACGGCGACGCCUGUUCCACUUGCUGCGGAAGUUCUUGCGGCUCUUCUUGCAGCGGUUCCUGUAGCAGCGGAGAUGAUCGUGGUCGUCAUUAUGGGAGCAAAAAAUCUGGCGGGAGAAAGCGAAAAGGUAGCUACCGAAGUAGCGUAAGCCCGAGGGGUAGAAAGAGUAAAAGAAGGAGGAAAAGCGGUAAGAAAAAGCGGAGAAGGAGAGGUGGUAGCUAUAGCGAUAGCAGCGGAUCUUCCUAUUCUUCCUCCAGCUCCCCGUCUUACACGGUGGGAAGGCGGAUCACUAGAGCCCGAAGUAAAAGUUCGUAAAGUCGAAUGUCUUUUAUAUGUUUCGCGAUUGUCAAAUUAAUUCCGUUGUCGUUUAAUGUAUUUAUAUUGUACCAAAAAAAUAAUUUUAAAUAUUUAAUUUGUACAUUUAUUAGUCAUAUUUGUAAAAAAAAAAAAAAAUUAGAUAUCUUAUAAGUUUGACGAUUUGCAUGUAUAUUUUCUAAGUAUCAAUUAAUUUUUUAUAUAUAUUAUUUACAUACAUAUAUAUAUAUACCAGUAUCAUCACUUCUUGGUGCUUUCUAACCUUA
Messenger RNA from Gordionus sp. m RMFG-2023, 4960 nucleotides. RefSeq names its product zinc finger CCCH domain-containing protein 13-like. The coding region runs from base 90 to 4694 and encodes 1534 amino acids. The transcript is spliced from 18 exons. The record is from RefSeq and is a predicted model, not a curated record. NCBI's taxonomy places the organism in Eukaryota, Metazoa, Nematomorpha, Gordioida, Chordodea, Parachordodidae.